GAUCAUCUAAAGAUUGCUGUGUUUGGACUGCACAGGUGAAAAAAUAUGGGUUCCUUGUCAACAUGUGUGUUGCUGUUGCUUUUGGCUGUCUCAACACCGGUGUUCUCACAUACAGACAGGAUCAUCGGUGGUGAAAUUGUUGAGCCGAACACCAUCAAAUAUCAGGUUUCUUUGAGGACUGAGAAUGGGGUACACUUCUGUGGAGGAGCCCUGAUACGAGCUCAGUGGGUACUUUCUGUUGCCCACUGUGAAAGAUGGAACAUGCAAGUGGUGUUAGGCGAACACGACCUGUACAGUGUGGGACCCACAGAACAGACCUUCACCAUCACACAGAUUUUUCUAAACAAUUUUGACCCUGCUACAUUUCGAAACGAUAUCAUGCUCUUAAAGUUAAACAGGAAGGCCAUACUGAAUGCCUAUGUACAGCCAAUUGCACUACCUAAUGGCAACCCUAUCCAACGUCAUAAUACUGAGUGCACAGUCAGUGGCUGGGGUGUAACUCGCUUAUACUCUUACAAACUCUCUCAAUUUCUACGUGCUGCUAAAGUGAAAGUGGUUCAGUGCCCUUUCGUCUACGUCUACUACGGCUGGACCAACUCAAAAAAUGUGUGUGCAGGAUUCACAGAUUCUCCCAAAGAUUCCUGCCGGGGUGAUUCCGGUGGCCCGCUUGUCUGCGACGGCUAUUUGGAGGGCAUUGUCUCCUGGGGUAUCGGCUGUGGAAUCAGAAGAUUCCCUGGUGUUUACACCAACAUAGAGACCUUUAUGCAAUGGAUAAGUGCUAUCAUUGAUGAUUAGCCGUUUGCUUUGCAUAGCCCUUGAAUAAAAAAAUGCCAACUUUACGGUUUAUUUGCAAUAUGAUUUUGCGGUAAGCUAUGUUUCUUGGAAAUGUUUUUGUUCAUUCAUUGCUCUCAGCUGAGAUACAGAAAUAAACCUUGGCCUUUGAUUCUAGUUAUAAUAGUAUCACAACGAGCAAAUACCGUAUGUCACAGCUAUGUUAUUUAGCAGAAUCAUCCCCAAUGAUUUGGCCAUGUGAAUUAUUUUCCUUGUAAGUUGGAUGUCUGUUUCUGCUUUGGACACUGUUCUGUCUUUACAACAGAAAAGAAAAAAGUUGCAUCAGAAAAAAUAUAUAUGUGUCUGUGGACAGUAUAUUGUCAAGAAUGUCAAUGUGGGCAUCUGGACAAGCUCUAGUUCAGUUGCAGACAUUGACCUCUCAUACAAAGAGGCUUCUUCAGUUCUGAAUAUCAUCCACCCAACAUCCACAUCCCUUUGCCUCCACACAGUCAGGGGUGUACCAAGGUUUGGUGUCUUGAGUUACUUUGGGCUAUACCACAUGAAAAAAAAGUCAGGCCCUUUCGUACACCAUCUAAAUUUUGGUAACCUUUCUAACCCUUAGAACACAGGGCGUUUAGGCUGCUUUUCCCCAUGACUAUGUUAAAACAUAUACAGAUAUAAGGAGAAGAUAGAACGUGCAAGAUGUAAGACAUAGUGUCUUACAUCCUCUUUUUCAGCACAACCCAUAGGCGAUCUGAUGAUCUUUUUUUUAACAUG
Molecule: messenger RNA, 1548 nt
Organism: Solea senegalensis (Senegalese sole)
Lineage: Eukaryota; Metazoa; Chordata; Actinopteri; Pleuronectiformes; Soleidae
Product: trypsin
Exons: 6
Coding region: 46-795 (249 amino acids)
Biological process (GO): proteolysis
Molecular function (GO): serine-type endopeptidase activity
Source: RefSeq, a predicted model, not a curated record